Messenger RNA from Rhincodon typus (whale shark), 874 nucleotides. Its product is annotated as rab5 GDP/GTP exchange factor-like. Gene Ontology annotation, molecular function: small GTPase binding; guanyl-nucleotide exchange factor activity. The transcript is spliced from 2 exons. Bases 22 to 666 code for a protein of 214 amino acids. Lineage: Eukaryota; Metazoa; Chordata; Chondrichthyes; Orectolobiformes; Rhincodontidae. Gene Ontology annotation, cellular component: endocytic vesicle; cytosol. The record is from RefSeq and is a predicted model, not a curated record. Gene Ontology annotation, biological process: vesicle-mediated transport.
UUCUUUAUAGCUAUUAUUGAAAUGGAUUCAAGACGUGUUCCACGUGAAAAAUUGACCUGCAUCACACAAUGCAGCAAGCAAAUAUUCAAUGCUAUAAAGAUCACAAAGAAUGAGCCUGCUUCUGCUGAUGACUUCUUACCCACGCUUAUCUACAUUGUUUUGAAGGCUAAUCCACCUCGCUUACAGUCAAACAUCCAGUAUAUUACUCGAUUCUGCAAUCCAAGCAGACUGAUGACUGGAGAAGAUGGAUAUUAUUUCACAAAUUUAUGUUGUGCUGUUGCCUUCAUUGAGAAAUUGGAUGCCCAAUCUUUGAACCUGACUCAGGAAGAUUUUGAUCGCUAUAUGUCUGGCCAAGCAUCACCUAAGAAGCAGGACUCUGAGGAAUGGUCUCCUGACACAUGUCCAGGACUGAAGCAGAUGUACAAAAACCUAAAUCUUAUUUCACAACUGAGUGAGAGACAACAAAAAAUUUUGUCAGAUGCCAAGCAGCUUGAAAAAGAUCUAAUUGACUGGAGCGAAGGUGUGACAAGAGACGUUGAAGAUAUUAUUGAGAAAUAUCCACUUGAAAUCAAACCUAGAGGCCAGCCAGUGGCUGCAAUUGAUUCUGACAAUGUAGAAAAUGACAAGCUUCCACCACCAAUCCAGCCACAAGUAUUCAUUAGUUGAAAGAAUCUUAAAUGAAUGUUUAACUUGAGCUAACACUCAUUUGACAUUCAAACUGUUCACUGCUAACCGUGGCUCUGGAGCAUUCAUUACAUGAGUACAGCUGUGUGCAAACUAAUGAUUUUGUGAAAUGUUUGAAGUAAUAUUUGCAGUUCAGUUGUAAAAUAUAGAUUUGUUGGGGAUUUAUAACAAAGGCUACUUCAAAAGUUAA